Messenger RNA from Triticum turgidum subsp. durum (durum wheat), 1635 nucleotides. The record is from the annotation of a GenBank genome assembly. NCBI's taxonomy places the organism in Eukaryota, Viridiplantae, Streptophyta, Magnoliopsida, Poales, Poaceae.
AUGUUGAGCUCGAUGGCCCCGUCCCGAAUCAUGGCGGUGCUAGCAAUGCUCUUGGUCUCCCGCUUGUUCUUCGGCUCCCAAGCUUCCUCCGAUGGCUUCCUCGCGUGCCUCACGGCGUCCGUGCCCGAGCAGCUCCUCUUCACCCGGAGCUCGCCGUCGUUCGCAGCGGUCCUGGUGUCCUCCGUCCGGAACCGCAGGUUCCUCACGCAGGCCACGGCGCGGCCGCUCUGCGUCGUCACGGCGACGAACGCGUCCCACGUUCAGGCUGCCGUCGUGUGCGGCCGCCGGCACGGCAUCCGCCUCCGCGUGCGCAGCGGCGGGCACGACUACGAGGGCCUCUCGUUCAGGUCUGCGCGCCCCGAGACGUUCUUCGUGCUCGACCUCGCCGGCCUCCGCUCCGUGCGUGUAAGCCUUGGCAUCCCGCGGGAGGAAGCGCCACCCACCGCGUGGGUGGACUCCGGCGCGACGCUCGGGGAGCUGUACCAUGCUAUCGGGAAGGCGAGUGACCGGCUGGCGUUCCCGGCAGGCCUGUGCCCAACGGUGGGCGUCGGCGGACAUCUCAGCGGCGGCGGCUUCGGCAUGCUGCUGCGCAAGCACGGCCUGGCCGCCGACCACGUCGUGGACGCCAAGCUUGUAGACGCCGAGGGGAGGAUCCUGGACAGGGACGCCAUGGGCCAGGACGUCUUUUGGGCCAUCCGCGGCGGUGGCGGCGGCGGGAGCUUCGGAAUCGUGCUGUCGUGGCGGGUGAAGCUCGUGGCCGUGCCGCCGACGGUCACCGCGUUCACGAUCCCCAAGUCCGUCGAGCAAGGCGCCGUGGACAUCCUCACCAAGUGGCAGGAGGUCGCGCCAGCUCUCCCCGACGACUUGUUCGUGAGGGUGCUCGUCCAACGACAAGUGGCCAAAUUCCAGGCCCUGUACCUAGGCACCUGCGACGCCCUCCUGCCGGUGAUGCGCCACCGCUUCCCGGAGCUCGGCGUGAAUCAUACGCACUGCAAGGAGAUGACCUGGCUCCAGUCCGUGCCGCACGUCUACCUCGGCAGCGGCGCCACCACGGAGGACAUCUUGAACCGGACCGACCCCGUGGACGCCACCUCCAGCAAGGCCACGUCCGACUACGUGCGGCAUGCGAUCGCAAGGGACGUGUGGGAGGAGAUCUUCGCGACCUGGCUCGCGAGGCCGGACGCCGGCCUCAUGAUCCUAGACCCAUACGGCGGGAACAUGGCCCGCGUACCAGAGGCGGCAACGCCGUUUCCGCACCGCGCCGGCGUGCUGUACAACAUCCAAUACAUGAACUUCUGGACGGCCGCCGGAGACGGCGCCGCGCAGACGGCGUGGGUCAGGGACGUCUACGCGUUCAUGGAGCCGCACGUGAGCAAGAACCCGAGGGAGGCGUACGUGAACUACAGGGACCUUGACCUCGGCGAGAACGUGGUCGUGGGCAACGUCACCAGCUACGAGGCCGGCAAGAUCUGGGGCGAGAAGUACUACAAGGGUAACUUCAUGCGGCUCGCCAUGGCCAAGCUUCAGAUUGAUCCCGACGACUACUUCAGGAAUGAACAGAGCAUCCCGCCGCUUGAUGCUGAUGAACAACGACUGAUCACGAGGAAUGUGUUAAAACAUACUACAUCAGUUUAA